AUGGUCCUGCUGAAGCACGUGCACGUCGCUCUGUCGGCCGCAGUGGCUGCGCUUGGAUCAGCUUUGUUCAUCGCGCUCAACUAUUUCUACCAACGGCGAGUGUGGACUCUUCAGCGGGAAUACUGCACCAUCAGUGAGGAGGAGGAGGAAGAGGAGUGUGUGAAUCGCCAGGUCUUGGUUCUUGGUUUGGACGGAGCAGGAAAGAGCAGUGUUCUUCAGGGUCUGUCCAAGUCCGAGUCCGGAUCCAGAGGCACCAGACCCACGCGAGGAUUCAACUUCAUCAGCCUCCGAGUGCUGCGCUGCCAGAUGGACUUCCUGGAGAUUGGCGGUGGAGAGGACCUGCGUGCGUACUGGAGUGACUACCUGAGGAAGACCCAUGUUCUGGUCUUCAUCGUGGACUCUUCAGACCGGAUCAGACUUCCUGUGGCCAAGUCCGAGCUGCACCGACUGCUGAAGGCGGACCCACAGCUGCCGGUCGUCGUACUCGCAAACAAACAGGACAAAGCCGGAGCAGCGAGCAUCUCAGAGCUCCAUGAAGAACUGUCUCUUGGCUGCGUGUCUGGAGAGCGGAAACUGUUUGUGUUGCCUUCUGAAUUCAACUCCGACCCAGCUCCCAAACACUGCGCACCGGGACUACAGAGCUUCCAGGACCUUCUGCUGCAACUGGUCUGA
Knipowitschia caucasica is the source of this 672-nucleotide messenger RNA. Lineage: Eukaryota; Metazoa; Chordata; Actinopteri; Gobiiformes; Gobiidae. The record is from the annotation of a GenBank genome assembly.